Molecule: messenger RNA, 492 nt
Organism: Cyclocybe aegerita
Lineage: Eukaryota; Fungi; Basidiomycota; Agaricomycetes; Agaricales; Hemipholiotaceae
Source: the annotation of a GenBank genome assembly
GAUGUUCACGAAGACCCAAGUCAUCGCCGCUGCCGUCGUCGCUGCGUCCACCCUCGCCGUCAAUGCUGCCCCAACAUACAUGAAUGAGGUUGCCGACGUUGAGGCACGCGGCUUCGGAAAUGGUGGUUGGAUCAAGCCCUCCGCUGGCAAGAACAACAAAGCCAAGACGCGUCAAGCUCACGAGGUCGCCGCUAUCGAACACCACAAACAGCAGGAGCCCAACCAUCCUGCCGUCGCCCCCGGUAACACCGCUACUGUCCACGACUCUUGGCACCAGAGCAACGGUGGCCCAGUGCACUCCACCGUAAAAUACGCGGACUCGCAGGGCAAGCACGUUACCACCCUUCACAUCGGCAAGGAUGGUCACCGCCAGCAAGGAUCUUCCUCCAAGUCCCACCAGAGCGGAUAUUGGGCUCCUCCCGGUUCUCCGUCUCGCCGCGAGAUCGAAGACAUUCUGGCGCGCGCUAUGGAGCUCUACGACGAGCUUGAUUA